Molecule: messenger RNA, 5482 nt
Organism: Hypanus sabinus (Atlantic stingray)
Lineage: Eukaryota; Metazoa; Chordata; Chondrichthyes; Myliobatiformes; Dasyatidae
Product: dynein axonemal heavy chain 12-like
Exons: 10
Coding region: 1361-3109 (582 amino acids)
Biological process (GO): intracellular signal transduction
Cellular component (GO): cytoplasm
Molecular function (GO): protein binding
Source: RefSeq, a predicted model, not a curated record
UGGCUAAUUUUUAGCUGCUGUCUUUGGAGGCUGCCUCUGAGGCUGGAGGAGAAGGGUGGGUGGGCAGCAGAAGGAAGGGGGUGUGGAUAUUGCAAGGAAGGCCACUUUACAAUGGAUAUUCAGGGAGCAGAAGAGGCUGUCUUCAAGGACAACUAUAGUCACGUUGAACCAAAAUGGAAGUCCUGACCUUUGAACUCUGUCCCACAAUAGUUGCAGCCAUUUACCUAAUGUCUAAAACCCUCUCUCUUCAUAGAAGAUUACCCAGCUCAAUAAUCAGUCACAAGGCUUGACUGGGAACCACCAAACCCCCUCAUUUACCCCAUUUGCUUCCCACAACCUCAGCCCAUGUUUAACAAAGAAACUGUGCAAUGCCUUUUCAAUACUUUGGCCUUGAAUGCUACUGAAAUUUGUCCGUGGCUGUCAAGGUCACUUUAACUUCUAAACCACAAAAUCCUUUCAAGUUACCACAAGAAAAAGGUUAGAAGUCACUCCAAAGCAGCAAGGUCACCACCAGCCCAUUUUCCAUAGACAGGUUGAAAAGCAAGGUGUGAAACCCUUGAUUAUCACCCACAUCAAGUCAAGUCAAGUCAACUUUUAUUGUCAUUUCGACCAUAACUGCUGGUACAGUGCAUAGUAAAAAUGAGACGUUUUUCAGGACCAUGGUUCACAUGACACAGUACAAAAACUAGACUGAACUACGUAAUAAAAAAAAACACAGAGAAAGCUACGCUAGACUACAGACCUACACUGGACUGCAUAAAGUGCACAAAAACAGUACCGGUAUUACAAUAAACAAUAAACAGUAGGGCAAGGUGUCAGUCCAGGCUUCGGGUAUUGAGGAGUCUGAUAGCUUGGGGGAAGAAACUGUUAUAUCAUCUGGUCAUAUGAGCCCGAAUGCUUCGGAGCCUUUUCCCAGACGGCAGGAGGGAGAAGAGAUUGUAUGAGGGGUGUAUAUGGUAAAGAUCUGCAGCAAACUGGGAACAAAACACUGUACCCACCAUUAGCUGAUGCUCUCUGUGACCAGUUGAAUGAGGUCACACUCACUCACAACUAGCAACGUGUCUCCUGACUGCAGUUGUCACUUAUUCACUGUACACUGGUCCUUUAUUUUUGACUCUGUUCUGACUAUCUGUUUAUUCUGUAGCAGUAAGUUACAAUCCCUGUAAGUAACAAGGACACAGCCAUUGGGACAAGGCCGUUCUACCACAAAAAAAGAAUUGCAAUCAGGCAACCAGCAAGCUCGAGGAGCACUUCCACCGCCAGGGCAGUCCUGCAGAAGCUGAUCAUUGACUGCUUCACUGUUGUUCCACUGGACCAAAGGGGAGACCUUUUGAUAUUCGAGUCUCGCCUGCAAUCCAUCAUGAAUGUGGCCACGACAGAUGAAGGGUGGGAAGAUGAAGUAAUAUUACAGUGUGCAAUAGAGCAAAGUCUUUCUGGGGUUUGUGCACAGGAUUCAUCUGCAGCCUCUCAAGAGGAUGGUCUCAGGCACUUACAAAGCAAGGAGAACAGGAAGAUUGUUGAAGCAAUAAAGACAGGUCGGGAAGCAGAUGUGCACCAGCUAUCCAUUUGCCAGUUUGCGCUUGAUGAAGCUGAUGACAGAGGCUGGCUUCCUCUGCAUGAAGCAGCUGUGCAGUUAAACCAAGCAAUUCUUGCAGCCACUUUCCAAGCUUCUCGGGAUAAUGCACGGGAGCAGAAGACCCUAAAGGGGGAAACCCCUCUGUUCUUGGCUGCUGCAUACAGCCUUAUAGAUAACGUGCAGUACCUCCUUAUCAAUAACUGUAACCCAAACUCCAAGAAUGAAGAGGGCUGUUCGGUUUUAAUAGCUGCUAUAAGAAAUGAAGCUGUUGAUGUUGUGACACUGCUGCUCCGUUUUGGGGCAAACGUGAACCUGAAGUGCACGAAUGACAGGACAGCAAUGCAUGAAGCGGCCAAACUGGGUAGAGCAGAUAUCGUUAAUUUACUGAUUCGUUCUGGAGCUGAUAUUGAUCCCAGGAGUUCCUAUGGACUCACACCACUGGCUCUUGCUGCACAAAGUGGAUGGACAGAAAUCGUGAAAGUUUUACUCCAAAAAGGAGCCGAUGUCUUGUCUCAAGCCUCUGAUGGAGUGUCCGUGUUAUUUGAGGCUGCUGCAGUUGAAAAUGCAGAAUGCCUGGCCCUUCUAUUGGAGUAUGGGGCUGAUGCCAAUGUUCCCAAAUACUCCGGUCAUCUGCCCAUUCACAGGGCAGCCUACAGAGGAUACUAUAAGCUGCUGGAGCUGUUAAUUCCAGUGACAGACCAUUCUGCUAUCCAGGAGAGCGGAAUAAGCCCGGUGCACUCUGCAGCAGCCGGCGGACAGCAAGAAUGCCUCCAGUUGCUUCUCCAGUCUCGCUUUGAUGUCAAUUUCAUGCUCAGUCCCUGGCUUCGCAGAAGUUAUAAUGAUCAUAGGAAAUCUGCCCUCUAUUUCGCUGUGUCAAAUAACGAUAUUCGCUCUGCUCGACUCCUUCUGGAGGCUGGUGCACUACCAAAUCAGGAUCCCAUCAAUUGUCUCCACAUAGCUGUGAGGUUCGGCAACUAUGAGCUCAUUAGCCUGCUCCUUCGCCAUGGAGCCAACGUGAAUUACUAUUGUAGAGUAAACACAACUCACUUCCCAUCUGCUUUGCAGUAUGCAUUAAAUGACGAAGUAAUGCUCAGGAUGUUAUUUAGUUAUGGCUACGACAUCUAUCGAUGCUUUGACUGUCCACAUGAAAACAAAAUCCAUCCCUUAUUUGCCUCUGAAGCAUGGACACCUUCUGUCAUUAAAGAUAACAUGUUUUGUGAAGUUAUUACAUUAAACUGGUUAAAGCACCUAUCGGGGAAAGUGGUUCGUGUGAUGCUGGAUUAUGUGGCUCACGUUAAUUUCUGCUCUAAGAUGAAGAGUGUACUUGAACAGCAAAGUGAAUGGGCAGAAAUCACAUACAUCAUGAGAAAUCCACGUUCUCUGAAGCACCUAUGCAGGCUGAUGAUCCGAAAAUGCAUGGGCAAAUUGAGGCUGCGGUGUCCAGUGUUUAUGACAUUCCUGACAUUGCCCCCUCGCCUGAAGGAAUACAUUCUCUUCAAAGAAUACAACCUUUAUAAUGUGCCAAACAUGUGACUCAUUUCCAAUAAUGCCCUUUUACAUUUUAAAUAUAACCAUUGCCAUUGCAGUUUUAAAGUGAAUAGAUUUAUAGGUGUGCUAUUAGAAUCAAAAUCCAAAAGAGGGAGUGAAAUUAGUACUUGCAGAAAAGCAACGUAGGCCAGUGAAGCAGAUUGGAUUUCCAUUAUGUUUUUCACUGUAAUCAUUGAAUAGAUUUAAGAUUAAAACAAAUGAAAUGCAAUGGUUGCUUCACACAACAGUGAUAUAUGCUUGUUUGCUUACUUUACUGAGAAAAGGAGAAUGAUUAAAUGGGGGGGUGAUAAUUUACUGUCACUGAAUAUUCACUUAAGAUCUGACUUGCCUAAUGUUUAAUACACAUGUAUUAUUGAGAGCAUUAUUUCAUAAAAGUUUGAAACACAUGCUAAGGCACAGUAGUUUGUAAAUACAUGUUUAAUAACUAAUAACCGAAUAAGUUGCAUUUUCCAAUGUAUUGUUUGUUUUUUUAUUCAUAGAUUUUCAAUAGCAGCAAGUACAAAACUGGUCAGCAAAAUAAAUUGUUAUUUGAAUAUUAAAAGACAGAAUUUUAAACAGAAUGAUUAAACAAAUUUAGUAUUAAACCAUUGUAAAUAAUAGUUUUAAUCUACUCUCUGUAAUAACAAUAAGCUGAAAGGAACUUCUUGUUCAGUGUGUUACGAUUUGGUAGUAUCUCAGAUUUCUGAAAUCAGGUUUGUGUAUCUUUUUAAAUGAGUGAAAAUUUAAAAUUCACUUACUUGUACCCUGUAAAAUCUAUUCACUUAUUCAAAUUGGUAAAAAUGCCAAUUCUCAAAUUUGCAAAUGUCUUCCCAAUUGCUGUGGAAUGAAAUGUUAUUUUGAAAAGUGAUUUUGAAUAUUCAUACACACUUUAAAAAGAACAUCAUUCAUUUAAUUGCAUUGUUACAACCCUUUAAACUGCUUUGUAUAUAUUUUUUGACAGACAUAUACUACUAGGACUUGAUAAUUACUGAAUAUGGUCCUAUGCUUGUCUGACGUUCAAUGGUUUCGAAGUACAGCUAACUUUUGUGUAACAUAGAUAGUGGCUUAAAAUCGCAGAAAGCUGAACAAACUCAGUUGUUUCAAUUCAUUUUAACUAUCUGCUAUGCUGAAGCUGAAUGAACACACAUGAAUCCAUGGUUUAAUAUUCAGCCUGCCUUCAUUGUCUGUACCUCCUGUGGUUUUUCGAAGCAAAAUCAGUUGAAUGGACGGGCACUUAAGAUACUUACAAACUACUCUCACUUUGAAAUACUUCACGAUAUUUUUCACAGCGUUGUAUGAACUAGAGAUAAUUAUUAAUCUGCAUACUAAAACAUAAAUAGUUUGGCAGACUCAGAGCUCUACAUGGUUAAUUACCUUACAAUAUUUUGAGGUGGAUUUUAAAAUCAGCAUUAUUUCCUGAUAACAUACCUGGUUGGGUGUGAGUUAACAGAGGUUCUAACAUCUUCAGCAUCUCUCCAGAAUAGUCAACUGCCCCUGUAGGCUUCAAGGUGGCCAUCACCAUCCCAGUGCCCAAGAGGGCAACAGUAACCUGCUUGGGUGACUACAAUCCAGUCGCACUGACCUCAACAAUAAUGAAGUUUUGAGUGUCUGGUUAUGGAUCACAUAACAUCCCAUCUUCCUGCUACAUCGGACUCUUUCCAGUUGACUUAUCGCUCAAAUCGGUCCACUGAUGAUGCCAUAGCCUCUGCACUCCACCCCGAAAUGGUGCCUCCUGCACCAGUGCACUUCAGCUUAAUAUUUAAUGCGAUCACCUUUUGGACGCUGAUGGGUAAACUGCCCUCAUUGGGUUGGAACUCGUCCUUCUGCAACUGAAUCUUGACCCUCUUGACAGAAAGGCAACAGUCAGUCCGUGUUAGCAGAAACAUCUCUAACUCCAUUACACUGAGCUUUGGCGCUUCACCAGGCUGUGUGUUCUGCUCACUGCUUCUCACACUGCUGACACACGACUGCACGGUUGGAUCCAGUUCAAACCAAAUCAAAUUCACUGAUGAUACAACAGUGGUUGGCCUCGUCAACAACGACCAUGAGAUGACAUACAGGGGAGGAGACAGAGCAGCUGGUAGAAUGGCAGAGCACGGUAACUUAAGAAGUCACAACAUGGAAAAGAUCAAAGAGAUGAUUGUGGACUUUAGGAAGGUGUAGACUGAUCAUUCCUCACUGCACAUAAAUGGCCCCUCCAUGGAGAGAAUUAGGAGCACCAAGUUUCUGGGAGUACACAUGACUAUCACACUUGGUCCUUCAACACUGACUCUUUGGUCAAGAAAGCACAGUCUCCACUUCCUGAGCAGAUUGAAGAGUGUGAGGCUCCCUCACCACCCCCGCCCCCAAACACUCUAACCAAUUAUUACAGGAGCACCA